Molecule: messenger RNA, 3780 nt
Organism: Diaporthe batatas
Lineage: Eukaryota; Fungi; Ascomycota; Sordariomycetes; Diaporthales; Diaporthaceae
Exons: 6
Coding region: 1-3780 (1259 amino acids)
Molecular function (GO): metal ion binding; ATP binding
Source: RefSeq, a predicted model, not a curated record
AUGGAGCAGCUCACAACACUCUUGAUCGCAAACAGGGGCGAGAUAGCAGUCCGGAUCAUCAAGACAGCAAGACACCUGGGAAUCAAGACCGUAGCCAUCUACACAGAGCCAGAUUCAGCCUCGCAACACGUCGCCGAGGCAGACAUUUCCUUCCUCCUGGAGGGCGACGCCACAAGAGCCUACCUCGACGGCGACCAGAUCAUCCAGAAAGCCAGGGACGCCGGCGCGCAGGCCAUCAUCCCCGGCUACGGGUUCCUGUCCGAGGAUGCCAGCUUCGCCCGGUCCGUCGCCGCAGCAGGCCAGUGCUUCGUCGGCCCGAGCCCAGAGGGCAUCGAGCAGUUCGGGCUCAAGCACACGGCGCGGGAGCUGGCCCUAGCAGCCGGCGUGCCCGUCGUCCCCGGCACGCAGGGGCUGCUGGACGACGCUGAUGCUGCAGCACGCGCGGCGGACGGGCUCGGGUAUCCUGUGAUGCUCAAGUCCACGGCCGGCGGGGGCGGGAUGGGGCUGCAGACCUGUGGUGACGAGGGCCAGCUGAGGAAGGCGUUCGAGACGGUGCAGUCCCGCGGGGCUGCGCUGUUCAAGAACGCCGGUGUGUUCUUGGAGAAGUACUACCCAGCUGCGCACCACAUCGAGGUGCAGGUGUUUGGUAAUGGCCAGGGUAAGGUCGCGGCGCUGGGUGAGAGGGAGUGUAGUAUCCAGCGCAGGCACCAGAAGGUGAUUGAGGAGUGUCCCAGUCCAUUCGUGGCGCAGAAGAGGCCCGAGCUGCGGGGGCAGCUCUGUGCUGCUGCUAUAUCGCUUGCAGAGUCUGUCAAAUAUGCAAGUGCAGGGACCCUGGAGUUCUUGGUUGAUGAUGAGAGUGGUGCUUUCUUCUUUCUGGAGAUGAAUACCAGAUUGCAGGUGGAGCACGGUGUCACGGAGAUGGUCUAUGGAGUUGACCUGGUGGAGUUAAUGCUCCGCCAGGCUGAUACGCAGUUGGCAGGGAAAGGAGGAUUGGACACCACGGUUGUGGAAAACCUCUCGAGAUCAUGUCAAGAACCAAAGGGGCAUGCUAUCGAAGUGCGAGUCUACGCUGAGAACCCGGCAAGAGACUAUGCCCCUUCUCCAGGACUGUUGCAGCAGGUCAUCUUCCAUGAGCUUCCUGGAACGCGUGUCGACACCUGGGUCCGAGCUGGAAUAACCAUCAGUCCUAAUUAUGAUCCCUUGUUGGCGAAGGUGCUCCACCACGCACAAAGCAGAUCGGAGGCUGUCGAGGAGCUCAAAACGGUUCUCUCAAAGUCGUCCAUAUGUGGGCCCCCAACCAAUCUCGAUUUCCUCCUUGCAAUACUGGAAUCCCCAGAAUUUGAGUCCGGCAACACAAUCACUCAGUUCCUUUCCACCUUUGACUUCCGCCCCCCAGCCAUCGACGUACUUGCCGGAGGCUCCUACACUCUCGUCGAAGACUAUCCAGGCCGGCCAACAAUCGGCAAGGGCUUUGGACACGGCGGGCCGAUGGACCCGAUUUCCUUUCAGAUAGGCAAUGCCCUUGUUGGUAACCCGCUUGGAAAAGAGGGCCUCGAGAUCACGCUCACUGGACCUGACCUCAGAUUCUUGGCGGAUGCGGUCGUUUCUCUCACGGGCGCUGCCAUCUCAGCCACGCUCGACGGCAAGGAUUUUCCGAUGUGGCAGAGAGUAAGGAUAGCUGCGGGGCAGCGCUUGACAAUCGGGAAGAGUUUAUCGAAUGCUGGGUGCAGGUCGUACCUCGCGGUUUACGGCGGCUUUCUGAAUGUUGCGGAGUGGUUUGGAUCCAAGGCCACUGUGCCGCUGACCUUGGUUGGUGGAUAUCAAGGUCGCCCAUUGGCAACGGUUAGUCAUUGGCAUUUCAUCAGUUCUGGUUUCACAUUGGGAGACAUGCUCCGCAUCGUGGACACACUUCCUCCUGAGCCAGAAGCGAGCCACCCGAUGUCGAUACCAGAGAGCAUUUUGCCGAAGCAUGAGGAACACUGGGUUCUGCAUGUAAUGCACGGGCCAUACUGCGAAGAGUUCCUAGCUCCCGAGGACAUCGAUAUGUUCUACAAUACGGACUGGGAGGUAUCCCACAACGCUGCUCGAGGAGGCAUCCGGCUCAUUGGACCUCGGCCUAAAUGGGCCAGGACAUCGGGCGGAGAAGGCGGCUCGCACCCUAGCAACGUGAUCGAGUACGGCUACCCUAUCGGGGGCAUUAAUUUCACAGGAGACGAGCCGGUGAUCUUUCCCAAUGACUGCCCGGACUUCGGGGGUUUUGUCUGCCCUUUCACUGUUGUGAAGGCGGACUACUGGAAAGUGGGACAGCUGCGCGCCGGAAACACGGUCAAGUUCGUUCCAGUUUCGUUGGAAGAAGCCCUCUGGUCCCGGAAGGCGAACGACGCUUUUGUCGACAAGAUUGCCAAGUGGCUGGAUUCUGGCUCAUUUGAGACUGUGCAAAGCCUAGACGCCACGUCUAUCCUAAAAGCACCUUCUUCAGUACAACCGGCUCUUAUUAGGUUCUCCGAGGAAACAUCGAGCAGGCCACGCAUCUCCUACCGUCAGGGGGGAGACGACUACUUGUUGGUCGAUUAUGGGCAUGGAUCUUUCGACAUCAACCAUAAAUGCCGCAUCACAGCUCUCAAACGCAGACUCGAAGCUGGCACCGGACCCAUUCGCUUUUCCGCAACCGGCGAAGGCAUCUAUAACACAGUUUGCAUCGGAAAUUCCAUGAUGAUCUACUACAACGGGCUAGCGAUUCCACAGGCUCAACUGUUGGAUCAUCUUGAGGCGCUGGAAGACGAGCUUGGCGACCUGAGCUCCAUCACGAUGCCGAACCGCACGUUCAGGCUGCCCGUGACGUUCACUCACCCCCGGCUGACAGAGUCAAUCGAGCGGUAUAUGGCGAACCAGAGACCAUACGCGAGCUACCUCCCGGAUAACUUCAAAUUCGUCGCUGAGAACAACGCCAUAACCCCGGAGGAAUUCCGCAAGCUUUGGUUGACUGCCGAAUUCGUGUGCAUCGGUGUUGGUUUCUUCAUGGCUCUUCCCUUGGGCCUGCCAGCGGACCCACGCCACCGUCUCAACAGCCCGAAGAUGAACCCGUCCAGGACAUUCACCCCGGAAGGCACGAUCUCAUGGGGCGGGUCAUGCCUUGCCAUCUAUCCGGUUGACUCUCCGGGCGGAUACAUGCUCAAUGGCUUGACUCUCCCUUCAUGUGACAAGCUAGGUUACAAGAAGGGCUUUUCGAAGGAUCGGCCGUGGUUGUAUGAGGACAUGGACAUUAUAACAUUCUAUGAGGUGAGCGAGGAGGAGUAUGAUCGUGAGAUUGCGCUCUUCAGGAGUGGCAGGUACGAGUUCAGGGUUGAGCCCACGACGUUUGAUAUGAAGCGACACAACGAGCUGCUGGAGAGCGUCAAGGACGAAGUCGUGAUUAUCAAGAAGAAGCAAGAAGAGGCUCAAGAGAAGAUGGUGAGGCUUGAGAAGGAGCUGCUGGCUAAAUGGGACGAGGAGAAGAAAGCAAGCGGUGUGUCCAUGGAGAGCAUCCAGUCUUUGUUGGAUGAUCCAAACAUCGAGGCUAUUGAAGCACCCGUCAACGCAAAUGUGUGGAAGGUGCUUGUAGAAGAAGGCCAGGUGCUGGAGAAGGGACAAGUGGCUACAAUUCUUGAAGCGAUGAAGAUGGAGAUCAAUGUCGGUGUCGACGAUCGCUUUGCGGGCUCAAAGAUCGAGAAGGUUCUGAUUCAGCCGAACGAUAUAGUUCAAGCCGGGAAACCACUUGUCUUGGUCAGAACUGGGAACUGA